Oikopleura dioica is the source of this 486-nucleotide messenger RNA. Lineage: Eukaryota; Metazoa; Chordata; Appendicularia; Copelata; Oikopleuridae. The record is from the annotation of a GenBank genome assembly.
AUGGCCGGGGAUCAGAAAUAUUCAUGGUUUUUCAACCAAGAGGAAACCAUUUCUGAUCCCGAAAUAAGAUGCCACGGUAAAAGCGAGAUUCUUGACGUUGGAUCAAAGAAAUGGACAAAUGGUACUGACUUCCCCAUCUCUCCUCUUCGCGGGCACAUGAUGACUGCUGACGACCAAUUCGUUUACGUCCUCGCUGGGAAGACAAUUGGAGGAGGUGCCGCUCUCAUCCCAAGCGCGUACAAAUACGACGUUUCAUCUGGAAUCUGGAGCGAAAUCGGCAGUCUUAUUCAACGCUCAAGCUGGCUCAAUUCAGUCACUCAAUUUAAUUCGUCCUGGUACGCUGGCUAUUGCGCCUUGGAAAAGGCGACGUUAGACGAAAACGGAAUGAUCGACUCUGAAAUCAUUCUUCCUGACAAUAACAACUGUUACAUGGAACUGUACUAUGCCACUUUUGUAGAAAUUCCUGCUGGGAAAUGCCAGGCUUAA